AAAGCCCUUCGUUAUUGUGUUAUUUUUGGUCUGAUGACUGGGUGUAUUUAUAGCUUUAUGAAGGAAUUUGUUGGGGCUUAAGAAUGGGCUGAAAUGCAUUGUAUGAUUCCCUGCUUAUCAUGUGACAAAAUGGAUUAUCCCAUGACUGGAUUGCCGGGGAAUCACUUGACCCGACUGGCGAGAAGGUACAAACUGGACAAACAAGUUCCUCGAGGCGUCACAUGAAUGAAGUUCAUCAAUGGGACUCGGUCGAGUGUGUAAUCGUGGGUCACUUUCGAUUUCGAGCCAGCGAUUUAAGUGCGCUCCAAUUGUGAAAACACUUGGCGCACUUGGCCGAAGGUUGCGGCUGCUGCAUCUUUCAGAUGCUAGAUGCGCGAUAUGAGAUACGAGCUACAAGAUACAAGAUACGAGAUACUCAGCGGAGAGUGUUACACAUAACGAUUUGGGCAAACAUUUUUCGCGUUGGCCCAGGGCGUUGAAUGUGGACUAUUGGGGUUGCCCCCUCCUGGGAGAUUCGAUUUGCAGCCGGGUUUGCUCCAGUUUCUCGCUUGUGAGCCCAAAAGACACGUGUCGCCGACUUCUCUCUGCAUCCGUAUCCGUAUCUUCGCUCUGCGCCGCCAUCUACUCGCUUUUGGCCAAGUUCAUCCGACGCUCUUCGCGUCUCUUUUGAUGCUUAAUUAAAUUCAUUUUUUUCGUUUAUUUCAUUUACCUUUUGUAAUGAGAUUUUGAGCACUCGGCGCUGCGGACAUCGAAUCAUAUAAAUUUGGACCGCGUUGGCCAAGUCAGCAUCAGUCGAGCAUCGAGCUUCUCCAUCGAAGCAUUUCAUCGAGCCAAAGGAUUACGGGCUUACUAAGCAGCAAAGGAUUUCCGAUUACCAGAAGCAAUAUGCGUGUCUCGUCGCUGUUCGUUGUGUGUGUGGCCUCCCUGGUGGCCACCACUUUGGGUCGUCCUGAGCCCCCAUCCCCGUACGCCUACCACGGAUUACCUCAGCAGCAGAGCCAGCGGGCUUUGCCACUCAAUGCUCACCCCGUGCCCCCGCAGAUCUACCAGCCCCUGCCCCAGGAGCAGUCGUUCGCCAACUUCGCAGCGCCCCAGCAGACCUACUUGCCACCCCAAAUGCAGCUGAAUGCCAUCGAGCAAGUGGCUCCCACUGCCGCCGCCGCUGAGCCCCUGAAUGCCUACGAUGACAGCUACAACAUGGCCCACCGUCUGUCUGGUGUCCAGCAUGCCAGUGGCUACAACAACGGGCCCCAGGAGACCAAGGUGCACAAGCACAUCUACGUCCAUGUGCCGCCCAAGGACUUCGAGGAGGAGGAUGCCAUCCAGACCCGCGUUCACCACCAGCAGGGACCCAAGCAGAAGCACUACAAGAUCGUGUUCAUCAAGGCGCCAUCUGCUCCGGCCAUCCGUCAGCCAGUGGUGCCACCACCACCCCAGAACGAGGAGAAGACUCUGAUCUAUGUGCUGCACAAGAAGCCCGAGCAGGAGCAGGACAUCGUGAUCCCGACGCCACCACCCACCAAGCCAUCGAAACCAGAGGUUUACUUCAUCAAGUACAAGACCAAGAAGGAGGAGGCCCCCGUCUACGGUCCCCCACCUGCAGAGAUGGAACCCCGUCAGGCCACCGCCGAGGAUUUCGCUCCAUUGGCCGAGGUCGCCGAUGUCCUGCCACCCACCACCUUGGCUCCCGCUCCCGAGCCGGAAGUCGAGCAGCCAGCCAUUCCCUCUGCGGUCUACGGACCACCCACUGCCGCUGCCUACACUGGUGAGGAGGUCCAGACCACCUUGUCCGCUCCUGCCAACCAGUACCUGCCCCCUGCCACCGCUCCCGCCGCCCUGGCCAUCGAAGAGCCUUCGAUGGCGCCCAUCGUGGUGGAGGAGCAGCCCGAGCAGCGACUGGCUCCCUCCCAUGUGCCUGCCACCAGCUACGGUCCUCCUAACCGCUACUUCCUGAAGAAGCUGAAGUGAAGGUCCCGGCUCUGAGAUGGUGAUGCCUUAGCCAAUUUCACAGUUUGUCAUAGUCUAAUGUCCAUUGGAUGCACCUCUACCCAAUCCCCAGUUCCCAAUUCACACAUGCACACGUGCCAAAACUUCCCAC
This is a messenger RNA of Drosophila santomea, 2098 nucleotides long. Its product is annotated as extensin. The record is from RefSeq and is a predicted model, not a curated record. The coding region runs from base 886 to 1968 and encodes 360 amino acids. NCBI's taxonomy places the organism in Eukaryota, Metazoa, Arthropoda, Insecta, Diptera, Drosophilidae. The transcript has 3 exons.